Coregonus clupeaformis (lake whitefish) is the source of this 6835-nucleotide messenger RNA. RefSeq names its product golgin subfamily A member 4. The record is from RefSeq and is a predicted model, not a curated record. Gene Ontology annotation, molecular function: small GTPase binding. Lineage: Eukaryota; Metazoa; Chordata; Actinopteri; Salmoniformes; Salmonidae. The coding region runs from base 135 to 6761 and encodes 2208 amino acids. Gene Ontology annotation, cellular component: Golgi apparatus. The transcript has 24 exons. Gene Ontology annotation, biological process: Golgi vesicle transport.
UGCUCCACGUCGGCUGCACAUGCGCACUGGUCACCUGCAAGAGAUGAGAGACUAGCGACCAGUAAGAAUGCUGGAUGCUGGAAUUACAUUUUAAAACAACAUUUCGCUUGGAAGUAUAGCAUCUGGGUGAAAAUAUGUUCAAGAAACUAAAGCAAAAGAUAAACGAGGAGCAAUCGCCGCAAAGGAAUGCGCAGUCACCGCAACAGGCCCAGCAGGUGGGCCCUGGAGAGAGACGCAGCAGCCACACCCCCCACUCCCUGCACCAAGAUGCCUCAGCCUCCCCUAGUGAUAGAGAGGUGCUGGCCGGGAUGAUAGCCCAACCUGCUUUUCUCUCUGAGUAUACUAUCUUUGCUCUGGACCAAUCAAAACCAUCCCCCAAAGCACCUCAAGCGCAGGUCUCUCAGGUAGCCAGUGCGAGAGGCACCACAGGAUCACCCAGAGGAAGCAUCAAUGGAGACGGGAGGGCUUCUCCUCAGGGAGAGGAGUCCCAGUCGUUUACCCAGAAGCUCCGUGUCCCCUCUGUGGAGUCUCUCCUCCUCCGCGGUGCUAGCCGUGCCGAGGGCCUCUUCCGUUCCCCAUCCAAAGAAAGCUUGAACCGCAGCCCCUCUCUCAACUCCCUCACCCCCCUGGGGGAAAAUGUGCCCCUGGUCUCCCCCUCUGCCGUCCCUCCCACCCCAGCCUACGAUCCUCCGUCAGACAUUGAGAGCGAGGCAGAGGAGUCGUAUGGUAGCCCUGAGUGCCUGUCUGCCCUGUCUAAAGAACAGCUGAUCCAUCGGCUACACAGGGUGGAGAAGAGCCUGGGGAACUACAGAGGGAAAUACGCUGAGUUGGUCACUACCUACAGAACAGUACAGAGAGAGAAAGAGAAAAGCCAGGCCAUUCUCAGCCAGAGUCAAGACAAAGCUCUCCGUAGGAUAGGGGAGUUGAAAGAGGAGCUGCAGGUGGACCAGCAGACUAAGAAGCACCUUCAGGAGGAGUUUGAUGCUGCCCUGGAGGAGAAGGACCAGAUGAUUACUGUGCUUCAGACACAGGUGGCCCUGAUGAAGAAGCGUCUGAAGGGGGUCCCUGGGGGAGCUGUGGCCCCUGAGGUUGAACACCCUCUCCAGGCUGAAGAUAACUCAGCGUCUGCCCCACAGAGCCCCUCCACAGACACAGCAGAGGGCAGCUCUGACCCAUCUACAAUCAUGGAGGUGUUUCAGAAGGUGACACGCCAGGAGAAUCUGCUCCAGAAGUGUAAGGAGCUGCUGAGGACACACAAGGAGCGCAACGCCCAGCUUACCAGCGACAACAACACUCUGCAGGAGCAGCUGCAGGAGAGACUGCAGGACCUGGAGAAAACCAAGGAGCUGCACACCACAGAGAAGACCAAGCUCAUCACCCAGCUGCAUGGUGCUGAGAACCUCAUUCAACAGCUGGAGCAGGACAAGGUCAUGGUGAUUGCAGAGACGAAGCGUCAGAUGCAUGAAACUCUGGAGAUGAAGGAGGAGGAGAUCGCCCAGCUCCGCUCCAGAAGCAAGAUGGCCGCCGCCCAGAGAAAAGAACUGCAGGAGCAGAAGGAGAAGUCUGAGAAAGCUGCGUUUGAGGAGCUGGAGAAGGCUCUGGCCGUGGCCCAGAGGGCUGAGGAGGCGCGGAGGCUGCUGCAGCUCCAGCUGCAGGAGCAGGUGAAGGAGGUGGAGAGGGCCGGGGAGGAGGAGAGGAGGAGUCUGCAGCAGAAGCUCACCAGGGUCAAGCAGGAGGUGGUCACCAUCAUGAAGAAAUCCUCAGAGCAGAAGAUGUCAGAGAUGGACAAGCUACAUAGUGAAGCACUGGCCAGUAAAGAACAGGAGCUCAACGCUCGAAUCAACCAGGCCGUGGAGCAGUGCAAAGAGGAGCUGGCCCAGGCUGCCAAGGAGAAGGAGCAGCAGUCUGCUCUGGCCCUGGAAGACUCAGAGCUGCAGAAGGCUGCCAAGGAGAAGGAGCAGCAGUCUGCUCUGGCCCUGGAAGACUCAGAGCUGCAGAAGGCUGCCAUAGAGACCGAGUCAGAGACCAAUGAGAUACGGCUGGAGCUGGAGACCGCCAGAACUAGAAUACUGGAACUUGAGAGCUCUCUGGAAAAAUACUCCCAACCUGGAUCAGUUCCAUCAACAGAUGAUCGCUCCACUCAGAUGGAGGAGCUAAGGAGGAAACACAAGGAGGAGGUGACUGCAAUAGAGGAGAAGCACCGCGAGGAGCUGGAGAAGCACAAGGUAGAGUUGCAUCAGGAGGCCUUAGCCCAACACAAUGCUGCUAUGGAGGAGCUCAGGGCAAAACACAGAGCUGAAGUGGAGAUCAUCUUGAAGGAGAAAGAGGUCCAGUUCCAAGCCCAUCUAGAGGACAUUAACCAGAAGACGAUGGAGAAGCAGAAUGUGAAACAGACUCAGCUGGAAGCACUUUCCUUUGAGCUCCAGGAGGUGUUGAGGAUCAAACAGGUUCUCGAGGAGAGACUGGAUGCAGUUGAAAACGCUGGUGGGUCAGCCAGGCAGGAGUUGGAGCAGAGGCUACAGGAGUUGCUGACCAAGCACAGUAUGGAUAUCGAGGAGAUCAAGCUGCAGCACGAGCAGUCCCUGGGAGGAAUGGAGAAGAUGCUAAAAGAGGAACUCAACAAGUUGACGAUGGUGCUGAAGGAGAAAGAGAAGGAUCUUGAGGCUCACCUUGUCUGUGAGAAGAGCCUGAAAGAAGAGUCCGAGACAGUUCUUCAAGACAGGAACAUGAAAGUUAAAGAAUUGGAGGAGCUUAGAAAGAGUUUAAAGCAGGCCCAAUCAGAAAAUAAGGGCCUUGAGAAAUCUAACGCCCAACUCCGUAAGAUUAGAGAUGAACUCUCAGAGUGCAGGAGUCAGUUGAAAGAUUUUGCGCAAAAACUUGAAACAACUCAAAGUGACUGCCAGCAGAAAGAGAACUCUCUUCAACAAAAGGUACAAGAGCUUGAAACACUAGAGAAGCAGUUGCAGCAGGCUAAGAAGGAGCUCUCUGAACAGGGUAUAUCUUACGCUGACCAACUGAACACUAAGCAAGAGGAAGAAAAACGACUAAAGAAACACCUGGAGGACCAGAAGGCUGCUCAUGAGAAGAAGGUGGAAAACAUUAAGAAAGAUAUGGAGGCCAAGUGGAAAUCACAGGAGACGAAGAUGGAUAAAUUUAAAACGAAGACCAAAGAGAUGCAGGAUAAAUUUAAGAAGAAGCUUCAGGAGCAAGAGGAAUCUUUGAAAAAGGAACUGGCGAAGAAGGAGUCAGAGCUACAGCAGAAAGAACAGAAACUUAAAGAAAAAAUCCUGGCGUCUCAGACAAGUUCAGAAGGCCUGAGCAGUGCUAUGUACCAGCUUGAGUCCAAUCACAAGGAAGAACUAGAGAAGAUGCGUGAAGUCCAUAAGCAAGAGAAGAAAAAGCUUGAGUGUUAUUGGCAGGAAAAGAUGGGACAACAGGAAGAGGAAAUGCAGGAGAAAUACACACAAAUACUACAGGAGAAGAUGCAGGAAGUGGAGGCGGUCAACCAGCAGCUUGGAACCACCAUGGAAGAAAAAGAGCAAGUCGUGCAGGAAGUGAAGGACUUGAAGGAAGAGUUGGUGAUGAGACAGACCACUGUGCAGAAACUGCAAGCUGAACUGAAGGAAGCCGCAGUCAAGAUGGAGAGUUUAUCUCAAGCUGAGGCAAUUUUCAAAGAGAAAAUGGAGGCGGUCGAGAGGAAUCUAAACACUGCUCUGAAUGAGAGGAACUCCUUCCAGGAUCAGCUGAACAAGACUGAGAAUAAGGCAAGAGAGAAGCUCAAGGCUCUGUCUGAGAAGUUUGUAGACACUGAGAAGCAGCUUCAAGCUCUUGAGGCUUCUAAGGGUAAGGAAGGGGAGGCAGUUCAGAGGAGACUUGAACAGCAUUCUCUUCAACUAGAUGUCAAAGAAAAAGAACUGCAGAAGCAGUUUGCUGGGAUCAGCAAUGAAUUAAUGCGUUACUGCCGGGACAUUGAGGCCAGCAUCGAAGAUGGUACGAAGGAGCUAUCUGAACGAGUCGAGAGCAGAGUGAGAGAGCUGAAAGACAGGGUUCUGGGUAAUCAGAAGAAGGUAGCACAUCUUAAAAACAUUAUCCUUACCAAGGUUGACAGGAUACGCACUUUGGAGGAGCAACUCCAGCAGAGGACAGAGGAGAAGAAUAACCUAUGCAGCUCGCUAGAGCAGAUGACUGUUCAACUAAAUGUACACCAAGAUGAUAUCAAAGCCUUAACUGCUGAGAGGGAGUCUCUACAGAGGGAGGCUGAAAAUCACUCUCAAGCUCUCUCAGAAAAGGUCAUUUGCAUCGAACAGCUCAGUGAGGAAAACCGAACCAUCUCAGAGAAUGUCAAAACAAAUGUGGUGUAUAUCAGCAACUUGGAGAGUGUCAUAAACGAUUUGAAGACCCAGUUAGCAGGUAGCCUAACAGGGAAGGAUGAAGCCAUAUCACUGCUUGAUCAGCAGCACAAGGAGGAGAGAGAGAGGCUCGUAUGCCAAAUGGAGGAGACCAUUGACAGACUAGAGAAAGAGAAGAAAUAUGCAGUGGAGCAGGCUGACACCCUCAAGAACAACCUCACUGAGUUCAAGAGGAACGCAGAGUCCAAGUUCUCUCAGAACCACAAUACUGUCAAGUCUCUGCAGACCAGGUUUGAGGAUAUGGAGAAACAGAUCUCUGAGAAGGACGAGGCCUUACAGAGGCUGAUGGCCAGCAUCGACAAUCAGUCCAUCAGAAAGUCUGAGAUGGACCAAGCCUUGAGUGAAAAGGAGCAGAAAGUCAGUUCCCUUACUUUGGAGGUGGAGAGCUGCAACAGCCAACUCAUUGAGCUGAAGGAGCAUUUGGUCCUUAAGACAAAGGAGAGCGAGCAGCUAACUGCUGACCUGAAGGAGCAGCACAGUAUCAAGGAGCGUGAGAAACGAGAGCUCACAGAGCGUCUACAACAGACUCAGGAGCAGUUCAGAAUCCAGAAUGGAAAUCUAGUCCAGGCAACAGAGGAGAAACUGCAGUCCUUGGAGAGAGAGAGACAAACUUUGAAACAAGAGCUGGAGCGGCAGAGGGAAGCCUUUGACAAGACGAAGACUAAAGAGGAGAGUCUGAAGGCGGCUGAAGAGAAGUUGUCAAAAGACAAUGCUAGGAAAGUGGCUGAGCUGAAGAAGAAAGCUGAGCAGAAAAUCAGCCAGAUUCGGAAACAGUUGACCUCACAACUCGAGGAGAAGGAAAAGACUGUCAAAGCCCUUCGGACACAGUUGGAAGAGGCUAAGGCAGACGAAGCGACAAAAAAGCAGCGGGUGGAAACCCUGGAAGAGAAAGGAAAAUCCCUAGAGGAAGCCAUGGCCAAGAUGAAGGAAGAACAGGAGAAACACAUUGAGCAAGUACAUAGUGAUGAGAGACUGGAAAAAGAGAGCUCUUUACAGAGUUUGAAGGACAUGUAUGAGGAAAAGCUAUCAUCUCUUCAGAAAUACAUUUUGAACCAGGAGGAAGCCCUAGCCAAGUGGAAGGAAGAACAAGAAAAACAUAUUGAGCAGCUACGGAAUGACGAGAGACUUGCGAAAGAGAGCUCUUUGGAGAGUUUGAAGAACAUGUACGAGGGAAAGCUAUUGUCGCAUCAGAGAGAUGUUUCGAACCAGGAGGAGACCAAAGCAGAUGAGACCCUCUCAAGGCUUGAGGAGGUUGAGAUUAAGCUCAAGGAAGUGGAGGAGGAGAAAGUAAACCUUCUGGCUGAAAUCAGCCGCCUCAAGGAAGAUCUGCUUGAGAAGACUGAACUGAUCGAACAGCAAAAGACAGAAUUGGUUAGCUUAGAAACACAGGGUCAGAAUGCAGUGGAGCAUUGCACUGCAGAGCAAACCAAGAGUCUCACAGCAGGCAAAGAUUGGGAGAACCACCCUCUGACGCAGGAAGAUGGGGAUGCUGAAUCUCUGUCGUCCUUGCAGAAUAAGCUGGCAGAGGCGGUGCAAGAGAAACAGAAGCUACAGAAAGACCUGCGUUCCCUGAGGAGGGAACACCAGCAGGACCUGGAGUAUGUGAAGAAAGAAUUGACCCAAGAGAAUGAGAAGAAGCUCAAGCUUGAGGUCGAAGAUCUGGAGAUGAAGCACAACUCGUCCCUGAAGCAGCUGAUGAGGGAGUUCAACACACAGAUGGCUUUGAAAGAACAGGAGCUGAGUGCUGCAGUGAAGGAGACCAUUGGGAAGGCCCAGAGCGUGGAGGUGGAGCUUAUGGACAGCCAUCGGGAGGAGACCAAUCAGCUGCAGAAGGUGAUCGCCCAGAAAGAUGAUGACUUAAACAGAACGGUCCAACGAUAUGAGCAGGUCCUCCAGAGUCGAGAGGAGGAGAUGGGGGACAGAGUGUGGCAGGUACAGAAAGAGCUGGAGGACCUGCAGGCAAGGACCCACAGCGCCAGUAUAGAGAUGGGUGUGGAGGAGCUGCAAGCCCAGCUAGCUGAGAAGACCACCCAGCUGAGUGAGGCCAGGCUGAAGGAACAGCACUUUGUCGACAGGAUCCACUCGCUGGAGGACAAGAUGCGAUUAGUCCACAAGAACUCAGUGGUGACUCAUCUGGGGACCACGUUCAAAGAUCCUGGCCACUACAGCGCUGAGUCCUUCUCAGAACCCACAGAGUUUGAGUACCUGAGGAAGGUCCUAUUUGAGUACAUGAUGGGGCGGGAAACUAAGACGAUGGCUAAAGUCAUAACCUCCAUGCUCAAGUUCCCACCAGACCAAGCUCAGCAGGUUCUGGAGAAAGAGGAUACAAAAGCAAUUCCCUGGCUACGCUGAGGGGCAGGUAUCAGGAUGGAGAUGGACUAAACUGCUGCUGAAGGACUGCAGACUGCUGCACCACUGUGGACUAG